AUGUUUAAACGGUGGCUGCUGGCCUUGGUGGCCCGUGUCGGCCUCAUUGUGCUAGGCCUCUGCUGCUGUCUCUCGCUGUUCUACCUCCUGGCCUGUAAACCUGCAUCUCGCAGCAGCCAGCAGUCUCCGCUGUGGUCUGGGGGAGCCACCAGUAAGGAGGGAUACAUGGCUUUGUUGCAGGAGAGGGAAGACUCUCACAGACAUUACAUCAACAGCCUGACAAAGCAGAUAGCCCAGCUGAAGGAGGCUCUCCAGGAGAGGACACAGCAGCUCCAGGAGUCCCUGGAUAAAGCAAAAACCAAAGGGAUUCUGCCUCAGGGUUUGGAGAGUCUGCACAAAACCCCGACACAGUCUGACCUGAAGGAGUUGUUCCGCUCCCAGCUGAACCAGGCGGAGGUGAACUCAGGUGUAAAGCUGCCCAACGAAUAUGCAGUGAUUCCUUUUGACAUUUUCACUCUGCGGAGGGUGUACCAGCUGGAGACAGGGCUGACCAAGCACCCUGAGGAGAGGCCUGUGAGGAAAGACCGCAGGGAUGAGUUGAUAGGCACCGUGGAAACAGCUCUGCACGUCCUGAAUGGACCUCAGCAACACAUGGACAACAUCAGGCGAAAGCGAACAUACUCCCCUUCAGACUUCGUAGAGGGGUUGACCCGUACAGAGCGGGACAGAGGAACCGUGUACGAGCUGAUGUUUAAAGGCGACGGCCCACAGGACUUCACGCACCUCGUGCUCUUCAGGCCGUUCGGCCCCAUGAUGAAGGUGAAGAGCGACAGUGUGGAUACGCGCAGCAUGCUCAUCAACAUCAUCGUACCUCUUUCCAAGAGGCCGGACACAUUCAGGCAGUUCAUCAACAACUUCAGAGAAGUGUGCAUCAAGCAGGACGGCAGGGUUCAUCUCACUGUCGUCUACUUUGGGCGAGAUCAGAUAGACCAAGUCAAAGCUAUGUUGGACCAGACCACCAGAGAGACUCGGUUCAGGAGCUUCACACUGAUCCAGCUGAAUGAGGAGUUUUCACGUGGUCGAGGCCUAGACGUGGGCGCCAGGGCUUGGAGGCGGAGCCAGAAUGUCCUGCUCUUCUUCUGUGAUGUUGACAUCCACUUCACAGCUGACUUCUUGACUUCCUGUCGUCUCAAUGCAGAGGCUGGUAAAAAAGUGUAUUAUCCAGUGCUCUUCAGCCAGUACAACCCAACUAUCAUCUACAGUAAUCAGACACUUCUACCCUCUGUUCAACAGCAGCUGGUAAUCAGGAAAGAAACUGGAUUCUGGAGAGACUUUGGGUUUGGCAUGACAUGCCAGUACAGGUCUGAUUUCAUCAACAUAGGGGGUUUUGACCGUAACAUCAAAGGUUGGGGGUUGGAGGACGUACACCUGUACAGGAAGUACCUUCACAGUAAGCUGGUGGUGAUUCGCUCCCCAUCUCGUGGCCUUUUCCACUUGUGGCAUGAGAAAAACUGCUCAGAUGAGCUUCCUCCAGACAAGUACAAGAUGUGUAUGCAGACCAAAGCCAUGAGCGAAGCCUCGCAUGGCCAGCUGGGGGAGCUGUUCUUCAAACAAGAGAUCAAGGCUCAUUUGAACUCCAAGAAGCAGUCAAACAAAUGAUUUUUGUGGUUGUUAUGUAUGUUCUUGUUCUGGUUUUCAUGAUAAUUUAUGGUAACUUACAUUUCCUGAAAUCAUGCCAGAGAACAGGGUGUUCAGGUAAUGUUAAUAAAGGAGACAAAGGGUGAUUUACUCUCAUUAUUUAUCGCCAUGGGGACAAA
Molecule: messenger RNA, 1757 nt
Organism: Seriola dumerili (greater amberjack)
Lineage: Eukaryota; Metazoa; Chordata; Actinopteri; Carangiformes; Carangidae
Product: chondroitin sulfate N-acetylgalactosaminyltransferase 1-like
Exons: 9
Coding region: 1-1599 (532 amino acids)
Cellular component (GO): Golgi cisterna membrane
Molecular function (GO): glucuronosyl-N-acetylgalactosaminyl-proteoglycan 4-beta-N-acetylgalactosaminyltransferase activity
Source: RefSeq, a predicted model, not a curated record